AUGAGGACGGCUAGAAGAAUUUCACGUACCUCUGGCAAUCCUAAUCGCAAGUUUUUUGGAUGCCCACGGUUCAGUCCCUCAGACGCUAAGAAAGCGUGUCGCUACUUUGAAUUGUAUGACAUUAGAGCUGCAGUGUUCAAAGCAACCUCAAUGUUGUCUGCAAAGGUUACAAGGCUGGAAGCUGAAAAUAGACAGCUUCGCAGUUUGUUAGGGAGAGUUAUGAAGGAUUGA
Molecule: messenger RNA, 231 nt
Organism: Linum tenue
Lineage: Eukaryota; Viridiplantae; Streptophyta; Magnoliopsida; Malpighiales; Linaceae
Source: the annotation of a GenBank genome assembly